AUGCAGGACGGCGCAGGCUGCGGGGCCGGGCCGGGCCCUACGCCGCCCAACCCAGCCGCACUUCCCGCCGCCGCCAUCUUGCCGCGCGCCGAUUGGAGCGCGCGACCCGCCCGCCCCGCGCCGUUACCGCGGAGACGGGGGGCGCGGCCCGGCGGGACGGAAGCGAGAGCGCCCCGGGGCCGCGCCGCCCGCUCGGACUCGCCGCCCGGGCUCAGGGGACACAAAGAGCCUCGCCUCCUCCGUCCGCGGAGCUUGCUCGAGGACGAACGCAUCGACCUGUCGCAGGCGGCGGGCCAGGGAGCGUCGGAGGUCCGGACCGGGUGCCGGAUUCGGGCCGGGAAGUGUCCGCACGGGGCCCUCCCGAUCCCCUCUUCUUCUGAGGUACAAAACAGCCCCGUGCUCGGGCUCCCGCACAGACCGAGCAUCGCGCACCCCGAACAGCCACCAUCGGAAAGCCAGCUGGAAGAGCAUCUCUGCACUGCAGUGAAAAGCUGCGGCUCUGGAAAGCUACCAUGUCAAAAACAAGCAGCAAGUACCAAGACUGAAUCACCAGAAAACAGAAGCAGCAGCUGCCAGAACUGUGAGCAACAAGGACUUGUGCCCGAAGAUAUGGCCUCUCUGGUCACCCCAGACAGUAAGAACUCCUGCCUACACCAUGGCCUGCCAGUACAGCUCACAUCAGCUUUGCACUGGCAGCUAGCAAAGCUCAGAUUGUUCUUGUAGCUCAUGGGUCUGGAAUCCAGGAAAUUCCAUGAUUUAUCGUUGGAGACCAUUAUACUUGCUUCUAAUUGAAAAGAAGGUUCUUCUUAGAAGGAAGAACCACCAGGAAGGGAUCUGCUCAUGGCCAAGCAAUGGAGGAGAGAUAAGAAAGGGGAAUGACAAUAGCAAGCCUUGGAGUCUUUAGAACUGCUGUCUUCUAUGGCUUUAUUGUGGGUAUUGGAACAACUCAACACCAAGCAUUUAAAAAUCUCCCUGGACUUCUGUAUUUAAGUGACUAAAUUCUAAACUAAACUAUAAGCCAAUA
Molecule: messenger RNA, 1024 nt
Organism: Serinus canaria (Common canary)
Lineage: Eukaryota; Metazoa; Chordata; Aves; Passeriformes; Fringillidae
Exons: 3
Coding region: 1-723 (240 amino acids)
Source: RefSeq, a predicted model, not a curated record